GCCGGGCCGGGCCGGGCCGGGCCGGGCCGGGGCGUGUCCGGAGCGUGUCCAGGCCGGUGGUGAGCGCUGCGCCGGGCGCCGCUGGCCGCGUCCUGCUGCGCGGCCAUGUGGCUCCGGCCCGAGGAGGUGCUGCUCAAGAACGCGCUGCGGCUGUGGGUGACCCAGAAGAGCAGCUGCUACUUCGUGCUGCAGCGGCGCCGCGGCCACGGCGAGGGCGCGGGACGCCUGUCGGGCCGCCUGGUAGGUGCUCUGGACGCUGUGCUGGACUCCAGUGCCCGGGUCGCUCCCUUCCGGAUCCUGCUGCAGGUCCCAGGCUCCCCGCUCUACUCGCCCAUAGCAUGCGGUGCCACGUUAGAGGAAAUAAACCAGCACUGGGACUGGCUGGAGCAGAACCUCGUGCACACCUUGUCUGUCUUUGACAAUAAAGACGACAUCGCCAGCUUCGUCAAGGGGAAGGUGAAGGCUCUGCUCAUGGAGGAGGCCCGCAGCAGGCUGGCGGAGCAGGAGGAGGAGCCCGAGAAGUUCCGGGAGGCCCUGGUGAAGUUCGAGGCCCGGUUCGGCUUCCCGGACGCGGAGCGGCUGGUCACCUACUACUCGUGCUGCUGCUGGAAGGGCCGCGUGCCCCGCCAGGGCUGGCUCUACCUCAGCGCCCACCACCUGUGCUUCUACUCCUGCUUCCUGGGCAAGGAGCUGAAGCUUGUGGUCCCCUGGGUGGACGUCCAGAAGCUGGAGAGGACGUCCAACGUCUUUCUGACCGACACCAUCCGCGUCACCGCCCGGGGCAAGGAGCGUGAUUUCUCCAUGUUCCUGAGCCUCGAGGCGGCCUUCGGGGUCAUGGAGCAGCUGGCAGACGUGACACUCCGGAGGCUCUUGGACAACGAGAGCUUCGAGCUGGACCCCCACCUGCAGGACCCCAGCCAGAUCACCAAGAGGGACCUCGAGGCCCGUGCGCAAAACGAGUUCUUCCGGGCCUUCUUCAGGCUGCCCCGCCAGGAGAGACUGCACGCGGUGGUGGACUGCUCCCUCUGGACGCCCUUCAGCCGCUGCCACACCCCCGGGCGCUUGUUCGCGUCGGACACUUACAUCUGCUUUGCCAGCAAGGAAGACGGGUGUUGCAACGUCAUCCUGCCCCUCCGAGAGGUGCUGAGCAUCGAGAAGAUGGAGGACACAAGCCUGCUGCCCCAGCCCAUCAUCGUCAGCGUCCGGAGCAAGAUGGCCUUCCAGUUCAUUGAGCUCACGGACAGGGACCGCCUGGUGGAGGGGCUGCUGGCGCGACUGGAGCGGGUGCACGGCCGCCACCCGGAGCCCGCCGAGGCCUCCCGGCAGGGGACUGCGCCUGCAUCUCACCCGACCAGCACGAGUGGCGAGCACAGGUUUGGGGGUCCAGAGACGGCACCAUCGCAGAGCCCCGAGGCAGGCGAGAAGGCGUCUCGGCCCUGGCUGCACCCCGAGGCCCUGAUCACCGUCUUCCAGCAGCUGGGCCGCCAGAGCCCAGAGUCCAGAACGUCCCGUGAGCAGGUCAAGACGAGCUUGUGGCACGACCACUUCGCGGAGUUCGGCAGGACCGUCUGCAUGUUCCGCACUGACAAGAUCCGCAAGCUCGUGGCCAUGGGGGUCCCGGAGGCCCUGCGUGGCAGACUCUGGCUGCUCUUCUCAGGUGCCGUCACCGACCUGGCCUCGCACCCGGGCUACUACGGGGCGCUGGUGGAGGCGUCCCUGGGCCGGAGCAGCCCCGUGACGGAGGAGAUUGAGCGCGACCUGCACCGCUCGCUGCCCGAGCACCCAGCCUUCCAGAGCGACACGGGCAUUGCGGCCCUGCGGCGCGUGCUGACGGCCUACGCCCACCGGAACCCCCGCAUCGGGUACUGCCAGUCCAUGAACAUCCUGACCUCCGUGCUGCUGCUCUACGCCCGGGAGGAGGAGGCCUUCUGGCUGCUGGUGGCCGUGUGCGAGCGGAUGCUGCCCGACUACUUCAACCAGCGCGUCAUCGGGGCCCAGGUGGACCAGUCCGUGUUUGAGGAGCUCAUCAGGACGCACCUGCCCGCGCUGGCCGAGCACCUGAGUGACCUCUCGACCCUGGCGUCCGUCUCGCUCUCCUGGUUCCUGACGCUCUUCCUCAGCAUCAUGCCCCUGGAGAGUGCGGUCAGCGUGAUGGACUGCUUCUUCUACGACGGCAUCAAGGCUGUCUUCCAGCUGGGGCUGGCCGUGCUGGAGGCCACCGCCGAGGAGCUGUGCCGUAGCCGGGACGACGGCCAGGCCCUGCUGGUGCUGGGCAGGUUCCUGGAUCGAGUCCGGAACGAGGACAGCCCAGGGCCGGCCUUAGGCAGCCGCCGCGCUGCCUUCUCGGAUGCGGACCCGGACGGGCCCCCGGCGCCGGACAUCGCGGAGCUGAUCCAGGACGCCUACGAGAGGUUCGGGGACCCGUCGGUGGAGCGACUGGAGCACCUGCGCUGCAGGCACAGGGUCAGGGUCCUGCAGGGCCACGAAGAGACCACCAAGCAGAACGUGCUCCGCGUCGUGGCCCCCGAGGUGUCCAUCCCGCCCGAAGACCUCGAGGAGCUGUACGACUUAUUCAAGCGGGAGCACAUGCUGAGCUGCUACUGGGAGCGGCCCGCGCCCCUGGCCCGCCACGACCCCGGCCGGCCCUACGCCGAGCAGUACCGCGUCGACGCCCACCAGUUCUCUCAUCUCUUCCGGCUGGUUGCACCCUGGGCCUGCGGGGCCCACACCGAGGUCCUCGCCAAACGGACCUUCCGGCUGCUGGACGCCAGCACAGACAGGCUCAUCGGCUUCAAGGCCUUCGUCAGCUGCCUGGAUAUCAUGUAUCACGGAGAAAUGAAUGAGAAAAUCAGACUGUUAUAUCGACUCCACAUCCCUCCAGCGCUCACUGAGGAUGACCAGGAUAGCCAUUCUCCGCUGAAGAGCCCUCUGCUGUCCACCUCCAGGCCCCUGGUUCUGGUCAAGUCCAACGGUGACGCUGCUGAUUAUCAGAAACAGCUGAAGCAGAUGAUCGAGGAUCUAGCCAAAGAGAAGGAAAACGCCGAGAAGGAGCUGCCCCAAAUGAGCCAGAGAGAAUUUAUCCAGUUCUGCAAGACCUUGUACAGCAUGUUCCAUGAGGACCCACAGGAGAACGAGCUGUACCAGGCCAUGGCGACGGUGACCACCCUGCUGCUGCAGAUUGGGGAGGUGGGGCAGUGGGGUCCCCGGGCACGCGAGGAGCAGCUGCCCGCAGCUCAGUGUCCCGACCAGGACUUGCCUCCCGAUGACCCUGGAAAGGCUUCCCGAGGCUCCCAGCCUGGCCCCCGGGAGGCUCAAGGGGCCGAUGGGGACUGGACUGUUUCCCUAGAACACAUCUUGGCAUCACUCCUGACUGAACAGUCACUAGUCAACUUCUUUGAAAAGCCACUAGACAUGAAACCCAAACUUGAAAAUGCCAAGACGAACCAGUACAGCAUCAGGACUUUGGAGAUGAGCUGCCGGGCAGCCACAACUCCAGCCGAGUGACAGCCGCCAGGCCAGCCUUGCACCCACGUCUUCAGAGGCCUGUUGAGAAUACACGGGCACGCGGGUGGGGAACCAGGCCACCUCACCCAUCAGCCUGGGCAAUCCUAGGCUGCCAGCCCGACCUUCUCUAACAGGAUGCAGGAGCUAGGUCUGGCUUAUUGAUCCAGACAGAAUGGAAACAAGUUGGAAACAAACUUGCUUUCCAGAGCGUCUACCUGGGCAAUUUGUUUUUUGCACUAAUUUUGUUUCAAUGCUGGUAAUUGAAACGUUAGAAUAUAUUUGGUUGUAUUCAUUUUUGUUCCCCCCCAAAAUCUUGUAUACAAAACUUGCUUUCAAUAUUGGUCUCC
Sorex fumeus (smoky shrew) is the source of this 3851-nucleotide messenger RNA. It is a transcript of the gene TBC1D8, whose product is annotated as TBC1 domain family member 8. The record is from RefSeq and is a predicted model, not a curated record. The transcript has 20 exons. Bases 106 to 3504 code for a protein of 1132 amino acids. NCBI's taxonomy places the organism in Eukaryota, Metazoa, Chordata, Mammalia, Eulipotyphla, Soricidae.